Molecule: messenger RNA, 771 nt
Organism: Hibiscus syriacus
Lineage: Eukaryota; Viridiplantae; Streptophyta; Magnoliopsida; Malvales; Malvaceae
Exons: 6
Coding region: 46-687 (213 amino acids)
Source: RefSeq, a predicted model, not a curated record
GCACACCACUCGCAGAUCUUUUCCAAACUCCUGAAAGUUUCACCCAUGGCUUCUCUCAACUCACUUGCCUUCCUCACCAUAUUCCUUGCUAUGCACUUCGACAUUGCUAAAACAGACUUUUUAUCCCCUCUUCUGCAACCCAUCUUCAAUGAUGUAUGCAAAGAAGUGGGAUGUGGAAAAGGGAAAUGCAAGCCUUCUUCAAAUGGAACACUCCCUUAUUAUAUCUGUGAAUGUGAUGCUGGCUGGAAACAAACUGCUGCUGAUAAUGAUGAUGAUCAUCAUCCCAAGUUCCUCCCUUGCAUUUUCCCCAACUGUACGCUCGACGAGGCUUGUGCAGCAGCUCCUUCCCCGGUGCAAGAAAAGGCAGCUAAAGCAAAUCAAUCCGUCUUUGAUAUCUGCCGGUGGACUAACUGUGGUGGAGGAUUGUGCAACAAGACGUCGCCGUUUACGUACGAUUGCAAAUGCUCGGAGGGUCAUUUUAAUCUUCUUAAUGUCUCUGCCUUGCCUUGCUACAGAGAAUGUGCAAUUGGGAUGGAUUGUGCAAACCUUGGUAUCUCCAUGUCUAACAGAUCUACUUCCGUAACACCGGCAUCGUCCGGAAACGAUGCGAAUCGAGCCGGCUCGAAGCUGUUGGGAAAUUGUCAUUGGCUUAUUAUGUUGGUGCUGUUGCUGGCUAUGGUUGUUUGAUGUGCAUAUAUAAAGCUGCUUACUUUUAUAAUUUUGGUUUAACUACACCUUUAGUACCUAAACUAUUAGUUUCAGUCCGUUUUA